AGCAAUCUAUCGGCGAGCCGCGGUGGUCGGCGCGGCGUGCUCGGCGGCGGCUCGGGGCGCUGGGGCGCCUGAGGGCGGGCGAGGCGGCGGCGGCGGCGGCGGCGUGUCCCUGGGCGGCGUGUCCUUGGGCGGCGGCGGCGGCGGGCUCCCGGAGCCGCAGCGGCACGAGGGGGAGGAUGGCGGAGUCCGCGGAUAAGCUCUACCGAGUGGAGUACGCCAAGAGCGGGCGCGCGUCUUGCAAGAAAUGCGGCGAGAGCAUCCCCAAGGACUCGCUCCGCAUGGCCGUCAUGGUGCAGUCGCCCAUGUUCGAUGGCAAAGUCCCGCACUGGUACCACUUCGCCUGCUUCUGGAAGGUGGGCCACUCUAUCCGGCACCCCGACGUCGAGGUAGAUGGCUUCUCUGAGCUGCGCUGGGACGACCAGCAGAAAGUGAAGAAGACGGCGGAGGCUGGAGGAGUGACUGGCAAAGGGCAGGACGGCGGCGGUGGCAAGGCGGAGAAGAUGCUUGGGGACUUCGCGGCCGAGUACGCCAAGUCCAACAGGAGCACGUGCAAAGGGUGCAUGGAGAAGAUAGAGAAGGGCCAGAUGCGCCUGUCCAAGAAGAUGCUAGACCCGGAGAAGCCGCAGCUGGGCAUGAUUGAUCGCUGGUACCACCCGAACUGCUUCGUCAAGAAGAGGGAGGAGCUGGGUUUCCGGCCUGAGUACAGUGCCAGCCAGCUCAAGGGCUUCAGCCUCCUCGCUGCGGAGGACAAAGAAGCCCUCAAGAAGCAGCUCCCGGGAGUCAAGAGCGAAGGAAAGAGAAAAGGUGAUGAGGUAGAUGGAACAGAUGAAGUGGCCAAGAAGAAAUCUAAAAAAGAGAAAGACAAGGACAGUAAGCUUGAAAAGGCCCUCAAGGCCCAGAACGACCUCAUCUGGAACAUCAAGGACGAGCUAAAGAAAGCCUGUUCGACGAACGACCUGAAAGAGCUGCUCAUCUUCAACAAGCAGCAAGUGCCCUCCGGGGAGUCGGCGAUCCUGGACCGCGUAGCUGACGGCAUUGUGUUCGGGGCCCUCCUUCCCUGCGCGGAGUGCUCAGGCCAGCUGGUCUUCAAGAGUGACGCUUAUUACUGCACGGGGGACGUCACUGCCUGGACCAAGUGCAUGGUCAAGACGCAGACGCCCAGCCGGAAGGACUGGGUGACCCCAAAGGAAUUCCGAGAAAUCUCUUACCUCAAGAAAUUGAAGGUCAAAAAGCAGAACCGAAUAUUCCCCCCAGAAACCAGCGCCCCGGUGGCGACGGCGCCCCCGCCCUCCGCAGCCUCAACGCCCCCAGCUGUGGACGGCUCCGCUCCGGCAGACAAGCCUUUAGCCAACAUGAAGAUCCUGACUCUGGGGAAGCUCUCCCGGAACAAGGAUGAGGUGAAGGCCACCAUCGAGACACUCGGGGGCAAGUUGACGGGGACGGCCAGCAAGGCCUCGCUGUGCAUCAGCACAAAGAAGGAGGUGGAGAAGAUGGGUAAGAAAAUGGAGGAAGUGAAGGAAGCCAACGUCCGCGUUGUGUCUGAGGACUUCCUCCAGGACGUGUCCGCCUCCACCAAGAGCCUUCAGGAGCUGUUCUCGGCGCACAUUCUGUCCCCCUGGGGGGCAGAGGUGAAGACAGAGCCUGUUGAAGUCGUGGCCCCAAGAGGGAAGUCGGCUGCGCUCUCCAAGAAAAGCAAGGGCACCGUCAAGGAGGAAGGUAUCAACAAAUCUGAAAAGAGAAUGAAAUUAACUCUUAAAGGAGGGGCAGCUGUCGAUCCUGAUUCUGGUCUGGAGCACUCUGCGCACGUGCUGGAGAAAGGUGGGAAGGUUUUCAGCGCCACCCUCGGCCUGGUGGACAUCGUUAGAGGAACCAACUCCUACUACAAGCUGCAGCUUCUGGAGGAUGACAAGGAAAGCAGGUACUGGAUAUUCAGGUCCUGGGGCCGCGUAGGCACAGUGAUCGGCAGUAACAAACUGGAGCAGAUGCCGUCCAAGGAGGAUGCCAUUGAGCACUUUAUGAAAUUAUACGAAGAAAAAACCGGCAAUGCCUGGCACUCCAAGAAUUUCACCAAGUAUCCCAAAAAGUUCUACCCUCUGGAGAUCGACUAUGGCCAGGAUGAAGAGGCAGUGAAGAAGCUGACGGUGAACCCAGGCACCAAGUCCAAGCUCCCCAAGCCGGUUCAGGAGCUCAUUAAGAUGAUCUUUGAUGUGGAGAGUAUGAAGAAAGCCAUGGUGGAGUAUGAGAUCGACCUUCAGAAGAUGCCCUUGGGGAAGCUGAGCAAGAGGCAGAUCCAGGCCGCCUACUCCAUCCUCAGUGAGGUCCAGCAGGCUGUGUCCCAGGGCAGCAGCGAGUCCCAGAUCCUGGAUCUUUCCAAUCGCUUCUACACCCUGAUCCCCCACGACUUUGGGAUGAAGAAACCUCCGCUCCUCGACAAUGCGGACAGCGUCCAGGCCAAGGUGGAAAUGCUGGACAACCUGCUGGACAUCGAGGUGGCCUACAGCCUGCUCCGGGGUGGGUCUGAUGACACCAGCAAGGACCCCAUUGAUGUCAACUACGAGAAGCUCAAAACUGACAUUAAGGUGGUUGACAAAGAUUGUGAAGAAGCUGAGAUCAUCAGGAAGUACGUUAAGAACACUCAUGCCACCACGCACAACGCGUAUGACUUGGAAGUUGUCGAUAUCUUCAAGAUAGAGCGCGAAGGGGAGAGCCAGCGCUACAAACCCUUCCGUCAGCUUCACAACCGACGGUUGCUGUGGCACGGCUCCCGGACCACCAACUUCGCUGGGAUCCUGUCCCAGGGGCUUCGGAUAGCCCCGCCGGAAGCGCCCGUGACGGGCUACAUGUUCGGUAAAGGGAUCUACUUUGCUGACAUGGUCUCCAAGAGCGCCAACUACUGCCACACGUCUCAGGGAGACCCCAUAGGCCUGAUCCUGUUGGGAGAGGUUGCCCUUGGAAACAUGUACGAACUGAAGCACGCCUCGCACAUCAGCAAGCUACCCAAGGGCAAGCACAGCGUGAAAGGUUUGGGCAAAACUACCCCCGACCCUUCAGCUGGUAUCACUCUGGACGGUGUAGAGGUUCCUCUCGGGACCGGGAUCUCAUCUGGCGUUAGCGACACGUGCCUGCUGUAUAACGAGUACAUCGUCUACGACAUUGCUCAGGUAAACCUGAAGUAUCUGCUGAAACUGAAAUUCAACUUCAAGACGUCCCUGUGGUGAGCUGUGAGGUGCGGCUGAGACUCGGUUACCCGGUGACUCCGGUGUGAGUUCGCCUGACAACCCCACGCGCCAGCGCUCGGGCGAAGCCUCGGCUGAGCUGCCGGUGGUAGUACCUUCCCCAAAUCCCCUUAGAGGAUUUUACACGAACGCGUUAAAGAUUUUCCCACCUUUCUAAAUCCCUUGUUUUGUGUUACGUUUGGGGGACGGGUGGUUCUAGGUUUCUUUCUUCUUGCCAGCCACGGCGCUGGGGGAUAAACUGACAGUAGAGAGAAGGUGGGGAGAGAUUCUGUUUGUGUAGACUAGUCCCGCGGAACGAGCCGAGCUGGUGUCGGAAUGUCCACCUCACCGGUUUGCCCAGGAAAGGAACAAACUCGCUUCCCCCCUUUUUUCUAAGUGUUCACCUGUAGUUUUGAUUUUGGAGAAAUGUUAAGCAUUUAUUUUGAAGUAAAAAUAAAAACUAAUUUCAUACUA
Molecule: messenger RNA, 3689 nt
Organism: Lemur catta (Ring-tailed lemur)
Lineage: Eukaryota; Metazoa; Chordata; Mammalia; Primates; Lemuridae
Gene: PARP1
Product: poly(ADP-ribose) polymerase 1
Exons: 23
Coding region: 177-3218 (1013 amino acids)
Cellular component (GO): nucleus
Molecular function (GO): zinc ion binding; DNA binding; NAD+ poly-ADP-ribosyltransferase activity
Source: RefSeq, a predicted model, not a curated record